CGGCAAUCCGGUGGACCCGCUGACCAACCAGCCGAUCACCGCGCGACCUUUGGUGCUGGUGGACUUCUCGCAGGCGAGGGUGGACUGCUUUUUCGACCAGGCUGGGGUCCGGGAGGCUGUGCGCGCCGGGCUCCACCCGACCGCGGAGACCGCACUGGAGCCGUGGAACUACAUGCUGCUCGACGCGUAUGGAAGCGUCAGGAUUGAAAUCGUCAAAGUUGAAAUAGUUUGCCAUGCAUAAAAUGGAUACCAGUUGGAAGCCCAAUUUCCAAGCGGCGCAUGACAAAUCAUAGGAGAACCGGAAUCCAAUUCGUCAUGCUGUUUGGGCACAGAGGACUGCUUCUGUCAUACUUUUUUAGCAGCUCUAUUUCGAACCCUAAAUAGGCUCACAAUCUGCCUCACUUGCCAUCCCGGCAAGACCGGCACUUCAUGCCUUGGAUUUUAUGCAUGACAAACUAUCUCAGCUUUGACGAUUUCAAUCCUGACAGUUCCAUAACGCGGACUUCAUCGAC
This is a messenger RNA of Amoebophrya sp. A120, 512 nucleotides long. The record is from the annotation of a GenBank genome assembly. NCBI's taxonomy places the organism in Eukaryota, Dinophyceae, Syndiniales, Amoebophryaceae.